Molecule: messenger RNA, 1041 nt
Organism: Oreochromis aureus
Lineage: Eukaryota; Metazoa; Chordata; Actinopteri; Cichliformes; Cichlidae
Product: ATP-dependent RNA helicase DDX54-like
Exons: 4
Coding region: 232-993 (253 amino acids)
Cellular component (GO): nucleus
Molecular function (GO): ATP binding; RNA binding; RNA helicase activity
Source: RefSeq, a predicted model, not a curated record
CAUUUCUUUUCGUACUCCAGAUUCAGAAGGUGUGUUUGGUCGAGUCCCUCAGAGGAUCUUGGAUGAUGAAAGUGCUCAUGUGAUCACGUCUCAUGAAAACUCGCUGGAACUGCAAAAUCUGCUCCGUGUCUCAGAGAAUGCCUACAAGCAGUACCUCAAGUCGCGGUCAAACCCCUCGCCGGAGUCCAUCAGACAGGUUAAAAACGUAGUAAAACACCAGCCAGUGAGGUGAUGCGUGCCAAACGCUCUAAAGACACUCAGCUAGUGGACAAAUUCAGCAAGCAGAGAGAGGACCGAGCUGCAGAAAGCAGGCUGCAGCAGCCAAUCAACCCCACCACUACUGCUGACUGUGACAUCACAGAAAAGGAGGAGAGUGAUCUAAAUGGGGUGUUUUCAGAGGUGGUAGGUGGUAAAAGAAGAGGUCAGCAGGAAGAUGGUGAAGAACAACCAAAGACCAAGAAAAAAAGGCAGUCAGGCAAAGAUGAAGAGUAUUAUAUCCCUUACAGACCUAAAGACUUUGACUCUGAGAGAGGGUUGAGUCUCGGUGGAGAGGGCAGUGCUUUUGAACAGCAGGCCUCUUCAGCUGUCCUUGAUCUCAUGGGAGAUGAAGGCGAUCGCCUUAACCAGCAGAAAAAAAUGAUGAAAUGGGACCGUAAGAAGAAGCGUUUUGUGAGAGAAACGGGAAAAGAAGAUCAGAAGAAGAAGAUCAAAACAGACAGCGGUCAGGUUAUCAGUAACAAGAAGAACAGGAAGAACUUGUAUCCUUCCAACAAAAAGCUUCUCUGUGUGCCGCUCUCAAUGACCCUCUUCUCUACUCCUAGAGGUUCGUUACUUGAAAAAAGUAAUCGGAUUACAGUAACGCAUUACCCAUUUCUGCUGGCUACUCACAGGAGCACGUUCAGUGAGAGACUGAGAUUACCAAAAAGCACCACUGAACGACACAGGAAAUCAUUCCUGCCUGUGGCCAUCUCCUGGUACAACUCCUCCAUCUAAUACAAUUACACCCUUUUUAUACAUGCUCAGUAAAAGUACGGGGAAGUA